This is a messenger RNA of Planococcus citri (citrus mealybug), 2024 nucleotides long. RefSeq names its product Lysyl-tRNA synthetase (gene LysRS). Gene Ontology annotation, biological process: lysyl-tRNA aminoacylation. Gene Ontology annotation, molecular function: tRNA binding; lysine-tRNA ligase activity; ATP binding. The transcript is spliced from 10 exons. NCBI's taxonomy places the organism in Eukaryota, Metazoa, Arthropoda, Insecta, Hemiptera, Pseudococcidae. Gene Ontology annotation, cellular component: cytosol; cytoplasm; mitochondrion. The record is from RefSeq and is a predicted model, not a curated record. The coding region runs from base 161 to 1897 and encodes 578 amino acids.
UAAAAAUGUCGCACUAUGAACCCAAUAUCGUGAAUUUGUGUCAAAUUUUAUUUAGAAACAUCAAAGCGUGAUGUAACGUAAGUCAUUUAAUAUUUAAAAAAUUGCAUCGUUGUACAUAUUUAUGUAUAUGUCCCUCGCGGAAACGUUCAACGUAUAGAAAAUGGCAUCUAGCGAAGACGGCGUGAUUUCCAAAAAUGAAUUGAAACGUCGCUUAAAAGCUGAGAAAAAAGCGAAAGAAAAAGCCGAAAAAGAGAAAACUGAAGAACUCAAACCGAAAGCAGGAGGAGCUGCUUCUAAACCGGUGGCAGAAGAAGAAAUCAGCCCUAAUGAAUACCAUCGGUUGCGGACUCAAACCGUAUCCCAAUGGAAGCAGAACAAUAUAAAUGCUUACCCUCACAAGUAUUCAGUUUCCAUUUCGUUAGAAGAAUACAUCGAAAAGUACAAUACGUUGCAAGAUGCCGAAGUUUUAAACGAUGUAACCUUAUCUGUAGCCGGUCGUGUCCAUGCGAUCCGGAGUUCGGGCCCUAAGCUGAUAUUCUUCGAUUUACGAGGAGAAGGCGUUAAACUGCAAGUUAUGGCCAACGCGAAAUUUUAUUCAUCCGAGAAAGAAUUCGAAGAAGAUACCGAUAAAAUUAGAAGAGGUGACAUUAUCGGGGUACAAGGCAACCCUGGUAAAACUAAAAAAGGAGAGUUAUCAAUUAUCCCUAAAAAAAUUACUUUGCUGUCUCCGUGUCUUCACAUGUUACCUCAUUUGCACUACGGUAUUAAAGAUAAAGAAACGAGAUAUCGUCAAAGGUACCUUGAUUUGAUUAUCAACGAAAGAACUCGUCAGAAAUUCAUCAUCAGAGCUAAAAUAAUAUCGUAUGUUCGCGGAUUUUUGGAUUCGCUGGGAUUUUUAGAAGUCGAGACGCCGAUGAUGAACAUGAUAGCCGGAGGAGCAACAGCUAAACCUUUUGUAACGCAUCAUAACGAAUUAGAUUUGGAUUUAUUCAUGAGGAUAGCGCCGGAGUUAUAUCAUAAGAUGUUAGUAGUCGGCGGUAUCGAUCGAGUUUACGAAAUAGGUCGACAAUUCCGUAACGAAGGUAUCGAUUUAACGCAUAAUCCAGAAUUUACUACUUGCGAAUUUUAUAUGGCAUAUGCUGAUUAUAACGAUCUCAUGUGCAUCACCGAAGACUUAUUAUCAGGGAUGGUUAAAAGUAUUUACGGUUCCUACAAAGUAGCGUACCAUCCAGACGGUGGUGAAAACCCUGAUAGCGAAGAAGUCAUCAUCGAUUUUACGCCGCCAUUUAAACGAGUAUACAUGUUUCCCGCUUUAGAACAAGCUCUAAAAGUUGAAUUACCCGAUCCUGUGAAUUUAGCUACUCCGGCUGCUAAUAAAUUUCUCAGCGAAUUAUGCGAAAAACACGGUGUCGAAUGUCCACCUCCACGAACUUCGUCUAGAUUAUUGGAUAAGUUGGUUGGCGAAUUUCUAGAAGAAAAAUGUAUAAAUCCGACGUUCAUUUGCGAUCAUCCUCAAGUAAUGUCUCCAUUGGCUAAAUGGCAUCGUUCUGUUCCCGGUCUGACAGAGCGUUUCGAAGUUUUUGUCAUGAAGAAAGAAAUUUGUAACGCGUAUACCGAAUUGAACGAUCCGGCUAUUCAAAGAGAACGCUUUGAACAGCAAGCCAAGGAUAAACAAGCGGGUGAUGAUGAAGCUCAGUUAAUCGACGAGAAUUUCUGCACAGCUUUAGAGUACGGAUUGCCACCCACAGCUGGUUGGGGUUUGGGUGUCGAUAGGCUCACUAUGUUCCUAACGGAUUCAAACAAUAUUAAAGAAGUAUUAUUUUUCCCGGCCAUGAAACCCGAUGAUUCGGAUCGGCCCAAGGAAGCAAAUGACAAAAAUUUAUUAAACGGCGAAUGAUGAUAGUAUUUUUCGAUUUAUACACGGUUUUUUGAAACCGCUUAAAUUUUAAGUAAUUUAUUUAAUUCUCUUUUUUGUUUAUCUUCGAUUGUGUUUUAUUACUAAUAAAAUCCUCGAGUGUGGCAAA